GAGGCGGGGGGAGGGCGGGGCCGGGCGCUCCAGGGCGAGAGGACACGGGCAAGAUGGCGGCGGCCCUGCGGCAGCUGGCGCUGGGCGCGCGCCUGGCCCCGCGCGCCGCCCGCACCCGCACCGGCACCGGCACCGGCACCGGCACCGGCACCGGCACCCCGCAACAGCCGCUCCCGCCGCUCCCGCCGCGCCGGGGCCUGCGCCUCUCCGCGCCCGCCGCCAUACAGGUGACGGUGCGGGACGCGCUGAACCAGGCGCUGGAUGAGGAGCUGGAGCGGGACGAGCGCGUGUUCCUGCUGGGCGAGGAGGUGGCGCAGUACGACGGCGCCUACAAGAUCUCCAGGGGCCUCUGGAAGAAGUACGGGGACAAGAGGGUGAUCGACACCCCGAUAUCCGAGAUGGGCUUUGCAGGAAUCGCGGUCGGUGCUGCUAUGGCAGGGCUGAGGCCGGUGUGCGAGUUCAUGACGUUCAACUUCAGCAUGCAAGCGAUCGAUCAGGUGAUCAACUCGGCGGCCAAGACGUGCUACAUGUCCGCCGGCUCCAUCGCCGUGCCCAUCGUGUUCCGCGGCCCCAACGGCGCCGCGGCGGGCGUGGCCGCGCAGCACUCGCAGUGCUUCGCCGCCUGGUACGGGCACUGCCCCGGCCUCAAGGUCGUCAGCCCCUGGAGCUCGGAGGAUGCCAAGGGGCUGCUGAAAGCAUCCAUCCGGGAUGACAACCCAGUUGUGAUGCUGGAAAGUGAACUGCUCUAUAGUGUUCCCUUUGAAAUGUCUGAACAGGCACAGUCAAAGGAAUUUGUUAUUCCCAUUGGGAAAGCUAAAAUAGAAAAGCCAGGAACUCAUGUUACAUUAGUGGCACACUCAAGACCUGUUGGCCAUUGUUUGGAGGCAGCUGCUGUACUUUCUAAAGAAGGUGUGGAGUGUGAGGUGAUAAACCUGCGAACCAUUCGGCCGAUGGACAUCGAAACGGUGGAAGCCAGCGUGGUCAAGACAAACCACCUGGUAACUGUGGAAGGAGGCUGGCCCCAGUUUGGAGUGGGAGCUGAAAUCUGUGCCAGGAUCAUGGAAGGACCUGCCUUUAACUACCUGGAUGCUCCAGCUGUGCGUGUCACCGGUGCGGAUGUCCCCAUGCCUUACGCAAAAAUCUUAGAGGAUAACAGCUUACCUCAAGUGAAGGAUAUAGUAUUUGCAGUGAAAAAAGCUUUGAAUAUAUAAAUUGUAAAUAGAUGUUUUAAAAUCCUGCUCUACAAGGCAUUCUUUUGGUGUUGGGCACGUUGUAUGCAUAAUUUCUGUUAUAUAAGCUCCAUGAUGUUUUGUACAGUGGGGAAAGUAUAGUGACCUCCCAAAAUAUUUAUAUGGGGUUACCCCCCAAGCCACACUUCCUGUAUGCAACAAUGUGGUAAUGCUUGUUUGUUCAACAGUACAGCCAGAUUAGUGCUACUGUUUGUGGAAAAACCCUUUUCUAAAUUCAGAGAGAGGGAAAAAUCCUCUGUUUUUGCUUGGCUUGUAAGUUCCAGAGGAGCUGUGUUGAAGCUGCUGCAGCAGUGAUUGAGUACAGAGCUGCAGAGAGCAAGAGCAGGCCUUGAAUGCUGUACAGCUGCAGGAGCCUGUGGUUGCCAGGCUCGUUAAAGAGGAAUGAUCAGGCUGAUCACUGAAGCCCAGCCUGUCUCUGCAGCUCUGAGCAGAGGCUGUGGCAGCCCAGGGCUGGGUUAAGAGAUGCUGGCUGUGUCUGGUUUGAAGAGCAUUCUGCACGUGCAGAAAGGCUUCUGUACAAGAGCUGAAAUAAAGAUCCUGAACCUUUCCACUGUGUGAUGGGAAACAAUACCUAAUUUUUCUUUACUAGCUGCUAUGUAACAGUGAUUUUAAAAAAAAUGCCCAGAUGCUUUGCUUUUACUAGUCAAGUUUUUUGUGGUUUCUUUUUUUUUUUUUAACUCCCUACCUGGCUGACAACAGCACACUCAUACUAUAGUUCUUGCAGUGCAAAAUGAGUUGGUUUAUUCAGCUGCACUGAGCCUAAGUAGGAGGUGUGUGGACUGUGUAUGAAGAGCUGGGACACACUGAGAGCAGCCUUGGAGAUCACUGCACGCCAGGGAGCUCUGCCAGGCUCCCCUCAGAGCUGGUGGUACAGAGGGAAAGCUGCCUGGAGGAGCCUGUGCAGCAGGGUCUGCUCUGCCCUCAGGUAAAAGGGGGGAGAGGAUCUUCUGCAAGCAGACAGAAGAGCUGGGGUCCUGUUUCUGAGAGCCAGGAGUACUGCCCAGGGUAUUUCCUGUAGCAGAGGUGCUGUUCAGUUCUUGGGAGGUCUGGCUUGGAGGUUGAAUCCCACCAGAACAUACCCACCACAUGCUGCUGAAGGAAUUCCAUUAACAUUUUAAUAAAAAUGACUGAAUAUCACAGGUUACAUGAAACUUUGUACAGACAUUCUCUGCAUAGUAACAAACACUGAUGUACUUGAAUUUAAAAAAAUGGAUUAUCUAUAAUCCUUUAAAGUGCAAUUUGUUUAAGGUUUUAAAUCAAAAAGGAUCUUUCAAUAAAGUUUAAAUGAUAGAAUUAA
Molecule: messenger RNA, 2547 nt
Organism: Passer domesticus (house sparrow)
Lineage: Eukaryota; Metazoa; Chordata; Aves; Passeriformes; Passeridae
Gene: PDHB
Product: pyruvate dehydrogenase E1 subunit beta
Exons: 9
Coding region: 54-1211 (385 amino acids)
Biological process (GO): pyruvate decarboxylation to acetyl-CoA
Molecular function (GO): pyruvate dehydrogenase (acetyl-transferring) activity
Source: RefSeq, a predicted model, not a curated record